Molecule: messenger RNA, 1708 nt
Organism: Ciona intestinalis (vase tunicate)
Lineage: Eukaryota; Metazoa; Chordata; Ascidiacea; Phlebobranchia; Cionidae
Source: RefSeq
CUUUGAUUGUCCGUGGCGCCCUCAAGUAAUUUUUGUUCACCCACCAAAGGGCAGUGCCGGGUUUGUUUUGAAACUAAAUCGAAGAAUUUAUUUCAAACCGGGAAGAAUUUGGCCAAAAGUUCAUAUUUAUUGUCUUUUGAACUUGAGAUGGCAGAUGAUGGAAAAGAUAGCGUUGAAGUAACUUCACAAAUUGAGUCGGUUAACGGCACUGUAGCGCCACCCAAUGACUCGAUUGAGCCCGAGGAAAAUGAAGUGUCGGAAAAAAAUGAAGAAAAAAUUAUUGAAGAAGUUUCGAAUGAGGCUCCUGCCGAGGCCCCUGUGGAAGAUGGGACAACGACAACCGUUCAAUUCAUCGCUGUAUCAGCUGAUGAACAUGCUCGUAUGGUCACCGCUGGCGAGUUACCGGAGAGCGUGCAUGGGGCCGACGUACAUAUGCAGAUACCAGGCGCUGAAGCACAACAAGUUCGAUUAAUCGCAGUAGACAGCAACGGUGUUCCCGUCACCGAGUCAGCGAUACUGCAAGCAGCUGCGGAACAAGCGGGCAUUGUUUUCAUAACAAAGGACGACAAUGGACAUGAUUCGCAGAUAACUAUUGACCAAGCCAUGCAGUUGUCCAUGAGGGAGAACCCCCCCAUGAUAACGGCGACCACUGCAGCCGUCGUGCUCGAACAAAAAGAGAAAGAAGUUCACCAGGAUACCGAUGGCAACGAUACAGAAGACGAAAGCGAGACAAAGAAACCAUCGGUACGGAAACCACGAUUGAAACUUCGCGUGUACAGUCAGAAGGACGGUGGAGUUGACGAGGUGGCAACGUCGUUCCUCGAUGACGGGAGCCUCGCUCUCACUGAUGAAGUUGAAACUUUGGAAGAAAAACCAAACGAUGAAUCAGUUUACGAGUUCCAGCAGCGUCAGCGAGGAACAAUGGAAGAAUGGAGAGACAGGGAAUGUGAAAUUAUCUUGAAGGAUAUUUUACAAACAUUGAAGGACGAGGAUCCACCAACGGGUGGCGACACAGAGCAACCCAGUGAUGUCACAAUGCUUGACCCAACCAUGUUUAAAAAGAAUUCGAAGCGAGCUACGGAUAAAAGUCGCGACCGUCGUAAGAUUUAUCAGUGUCGGGAAUGUUCGUUCUACAGCCAUCGUCAUAGUAACUUGGUUCGGCACAUGAAGAUCCACACCGAUGAGCGACCUUAUAAAUGCCAUCUUUGCGAACGAUCGUUUCGUACGAACACAUUACUUCGUAACCACAUCAACACACAUACAGGAGUGAAGCCGUACAAAUGUACAGUUGAUGGUUGUGUUAUGGCAUUCGUAACCAGUGGUGAGCUAACCCGACACACAAGGUACAUUCACACCCACGAGAAACCUUUCCGAUGCACGUUGUGCGAUUAUGCGAGCGUCGAAAUCAGCAAACUACGCCGACAUUUCCGUUCCCACACUGGGGAGCGACCUUAUUCUUGCGAGGAGUGUGGCAAAGCGUUUGCUGAUAGUUUUCAUUUGAAACGACAUCGAAUGUCGCACACCGGUGAGAAACCUUACGAGUGUCCGGAAUGUAACCAGCGUUUUACCCAGCGUGGUAGUGUGAAGAUGCAUAUCAUGCAGCAACACACGAAGACGGCUCCGAAGUUUAAAUGCGAGAUUUGUCGAACUUUGUUGGGAAGGAAAAGCGAUUUAAAUGUCCAUAUGCGGAAGCAACACGCUUUCCAGG